UGUAUAUAAAUAUUGUGCUCUGUAUAGAAGUCUGAAUGUCUUGACACACACUGGUUUGCAAAAGCCUGUGUUGAGAUGCCAUACUGAAGCUCCUUGCACAGAAGGGAGAUCAACUGGAAAAAAUCAGUGUUGACAGCAGCUCUCCUCUGUGAGGAACAGGGUAGUAGCAGGAGCGGGCGAGUGAGGAGAGGGAGGAGGGAUCGAGAGUCUGAGAGCGAGAGAGAGAGGGAGAGAGAGAGAGAGAGAAAGAGAAAGAGAGAGACUUUUGCACGGACACCCAGCCACAACCUCUAUUGUAGGUAAGCAGGCAAGGGAAGGCGUUUUAGGAGCGGAAUUUAAACCCACGGGCGCAACACUGGUCACUGCUGUGGAUACCCCCGAAAUCGGCGGACAAGGAAAUAUGGAGGAGGAUAUGGAUGAAGGGCAGACCCAGAAGGGAUGUAUGGAGUGUUGUCUGAAGUGUCUAGGCGGCAUCCCUUAUCCCUCACUGAUUGCCACUAUCCUGCUGUAUGCUGGAGUGGCGCUCUUCUGUGGAUGUGGUCAUGAGGCUCUGUCUGGAACGGUCACCAUACUCCAGAAUUACUUUGAGGUGAUCAGGGCACCAGAUGCCCUGGAUGUCUUUACAAUCAUUGACAUUAUAAAGUAUGUGAUCUACGGUAUUGCCUCUGCGUUCUUCGUUUAUGGCAUUCUUCUGAUGGUAGAAGGCUUCUUCACCAGUGGAGCCAUCAAGGAUCUGUAUGGAGACUUCAAGAUCACCACCUGUGGACGCUGCGUCAGUGCAUGGUUCAUCAUGCUGACCUACAUCUUCAUGUUGGCUUGGCUGGGUGUGACAGCAUUCACCUCUUUGCCUGUCUUCAUGUAUUUCAACAUCUGGACCAUCUGCCAAAACACGACUGCCCUAGCGGGAGCAAGUUUAUGCUUUGACCCACGCCAGUAUGGUGUCGUGCCCAUUGCAGAGGCGAAGUCUCUAUGUGCCGGAUCAGAUAAGUUCGCUGAAAUGUGUCAAUCGAAUGAGCUGGAUAUGACUUUCCAUCUGUUUGUCUGUGCACUGGCUGGGGCUGGAGCAGCGGUCAUUGCAAUGAUCCACUAUCUGAUGGUCCUGUCUGCCAACUGGGCCUAUGUGAAGGAUGCUUGCAAAAUGCAGAAAUACGAGGACUGCAAGUCCAAGGAGGAGCAGGAGCUGCAUGACAUCCACUCCACGCGUUCCAAGGAGAGGCUCAAUGCCUACACAUAAGACAGGAAGCAGCAGCAGGGGCGAGAGGACCCUCAGUGCCUUCACUUCCUUUAAAGGGAGUUUUGGCACUGGUGCAGUCCAGGUGGUGUGUCGUACGACCAACCCCAUGGCCAACCCAUUACCUCUCGCACAAACAUUAUUAUUAUUAUUAUUAUUAAUAAUAUUAUUGUUAUUAUUAUUACUAUUAUUAUUAUUAUGUAGUGCUAGCAGUAGUGUUGUAAGUUUUUUGACAUUCUUUUUUUUUUCAAAAACUGUGCAGGUUCUUUUUCCACCACAUUCUUAAUCCUUUAUUAUAAUAUUCCUCUUUUUAAACAAAAUUUAGCAUUAAUACAUGAAUCAUUCUUACGUAGAGGGUCGGUUUUUGGGGUUAAAAAAAGCACAUUUUUCAUGUGUGUUCGUCUCUUAUGGUCUCAUUAUCAAGGACUUACAGCAUGACAACAUUUUGGUAAAACGAAAUAAUUCUCUCUUUUCUCUCGCUCUCUCUCCCUCUCUUUCUCUCCUUCUUUUUUAAUCAUUAGAAGGUAUAAAGCCCGACACCAGCAGAAGUUCUCGUGCUCGUUCUGCAUUAUUUUGGUAAAAGAAAACUCAAACUGAGAAAGAAAGACAAAAAAGAAAAUUAAGCUAUAACAGAUGUAACAUAAAGUGUUUAUUUAUUAUUUUUCUACAAAUGUCAUUAUCAAGAUGAAAACAUAAUGGUUAUUAUUUGCUUGCCGUGCUCAGUUCAGUUUUCAGGUAGUCCUCAGUGUGCCAGUGGGUGGCAUUGUAACUUCUCUGAGGGGGAGCGGAACGGGGCUACUUGUGACCACUUUGCAGUGGGUGUAAAAUCUACCAGACUCCCUCUUCGAUAACAAUGCAACUCUCCCUUUACUGGCAGCAAGCUACAUAUGCACAAGCCUACAGCGUUAUGACCCCCACUUUUUUAUUUUCCUAUAGAUAAAGAUGUAGACACAUAUGACAGGGUUUUUAAUUUGACUAUUUUUAUUUUCGACUUUUGUAUAUAGCCAUUCUGUAAAUGUAUGUACUGUACGUUAGCACUUAAACUUCAGGUGAAUUCGUGUUAGGUGGACAAAACACAUUCCAUGACAGGAUAGGGAGAGGGAGGGUAUUCAUUUUAAAAUCUAUUCGAAAAAAGCAGAGAAGAAGCUAAAUCCAGGCGACACAGUGAUGUUGUUUUUUGUGACAGAUCACUUUUAGCGGGUUUUCUUUUCAAUGGGGAAUAAAACGAUGAAAACAACUAUUAAAAGAGCUUAUAAUAUUAUCUCGAUGACAGUUACUCGUUGUCUUGCUAACAAGUCAUUAUUAUAUUGGACAAUGAAGAAGUCUUAUUCUUUUACUGCCUGGCAAGUCAUGUUCCGUCAGUGUUACUAAAAGUUUUGUGCACUUAUUUGACCAUUUUGUGAGCUCUUUCUCUUUGUAAGUGCAUUGGGAUAUCAACUGCAGAGUCAGAUCCCUGUAAUGUUAGGUAAAGACUGUGUGAACCUAAGUGUUAUUUGUGGCAUGGUCAUGCAUUCAAUGGUAAUCGUUUUUACUGGAUCAAAAAAUAAUACGAUAUUGGAAAAAAUCAAAAUGAAAAAAAAAUACAAUUUCAUUUCACCUUUUUAUGAGUUUGUUAUAUGCGACUGUCUCGCUGGGUCAUCCCCUUCUUCAUAAUGUGCAGUAAUUUGAAUCCUAUGCUAAAAACAUUACGCUAAAACUCCUUCUCUUUGAUGGUAGUGCUUGAUUUGUGCCUGUUUACGUUGUGGUGAUCUCUAUAACUCCCUCUGAGUCUUACUCUCACCCUUCUAUUACUAUUGCUUGUUGAGCCCCUAACUUAAUGCUUUCUCUGAACCCUCACCUCUCUCUCUUUCUAUCUCUCUAACUCUCUCUGUCCCAGUAUUAGUCUUUUUGUACUCUCACUAAAGAAUGCUUAGUAGCAAGCUGUACCAUUCAUUUGUUUUGUACAUAAAUGUGCCAACCGCUUGACAGUGGCUUUUCUGAUCUGUAGGGACAAAGUGCUUGCAUAAAUAAACUACACUGGUGUACUUGUUAAUAAAUACUU
Molecule: messenger RNA, 3272 nt
Organism: Triplophysa dalaica
Lineage: Eukaryota; Metazoa; Chordata; Actinopteri; Cypriniformes; Nemacheilidae
Gene: gpm6aa
Product: glycoprotein M6Aa
Exons: 7
Coding region: 401-1234 (277 amino acids)
Biological process (GO): neuron projection development
Cellular component (GO): axonal growth cone; filopodium; plasma membrane
Source: RefSeq, a predicted model, not a curated record